Messenger RNA from Phaeoacremonium minimum UCRPA7, 1785 nucleotides. Its product is annotated as putative alcohol zinc-containing protein. NCBI's taxonomy places the organism in Eukaryota, Fungi, Ascomycota, Sordariomycetes, Togniniales, Togniniaceae. The record is from RefSeq and is a predicted model, not a curated record. The transcript has 6 exons. Gene Ontology annotation, molecular function: oxidoreductase activity. Bases 1 to 1785 code for a protein of 594 amino acids.
AUGUCGGCAAACGACUACUACGCAGGCGCCGGCGGAGGCUAUCAGCAGCAACAGCAAGGCUACGGACAGCAGUAUGGCCAGCAGCAAGGCUAUCAGGGACAGGGCCAGGGACAGGGCCCGCCUCCCGGAGCAUAUCCCUCUCAGGGCGGAUAUCCUCCCCAGUCGCAUUCGCCCUACAACCAAGGCCCCGGCUACAACGCUCCUCCUCCCCAACAGCAAGGCGGCUACUACGGAAGCCCGCCCCCUCAGCAGCAGUACGGCUCUCCUCCACCUCCUCAAGGCUAUGGACAGCCGCCGCCGCAGCACGGAUACGGCUCCCCUCCUCCUCCUCCACAUCAGGGCUACGGACAGCCGUACGGCCAGCCGCCCCAUGACAACCGCGGCAGCUCGCCCUACCCGCCCCAGCAGCAAUACGGCGGACACGGCCAACCCGGCGGCGGCUACCCGCCCCACGGCGGCCACUCGCCGCAGCCGCCGCAGGGCUACAACGCCGGCCAGUAUCCCCCCGGGCCCGGCGGUGCGCAGCAGGACGAGCGCGGCCUCGGUGCGACGCUGCUCGGUGGUGGGGCCGCAGGCUGGGCGGCGCACGCUGCAGGAGGAGGGGCUCUUGGCACCGUGGGGGGUGCCAUUGCGGGCGCGAUCGGUGCCAACAUGCUGGAGAACAAGUUUGAGAAGAAGCACAAGAAGUACAAGGGUCACAAGAAGGAGAAGCAUCACAAGAGGAGGGGCAAAGUCAAGCGGUGGCAGACGCUACAAGAUGGGCUCGAUAAGCUGUUCAUGACGUCGGCGCCGAUGCCAACGGCCGGCAAAGAUGAGGUCCUCAUCGAGAUACAGACAGUGUCUCUUAACUACCGUGAUACCGAAGUUGCAAUGGGUCUCUACAACCACCAUAAAGCCAUCGCCACAGGCUCACCUGACCCAGUCGUCCCGUGCUCCGAUAUGUGUGGCAUCGUAACAGCCGUGGGCGAGGGCUCCAAGUGGAAGGUGGGCGACCGGGUCAUGGCUAUUUUCAAUCUUACGCACUUUACCGGACAGGUCAAGCCACAUCACCAGACUCAAGGAUUAGGUCUCCCUCUGGACGGCGUUCUGCAGACUCACGCCGUGCUGCCAAGUCAGGCACUGGUCAAGGUCCCGGACUAUCUCACGGACGAAGAGGCCAGCUGUCUCCCGAUCGCGGGCGUUACGGCCUGGAUGGCCAUCAACGGCAUGCGGCCGAUGGGUCAGCCGGGUGGCCAGGGCGAGGUGAUCCUCAUACAGGGCACUGGAGGAGUGAGCAUCGCGGGACUGCAGAUUGCAAAGGCAAGCGGUGCAACAGCAAUCAUCACAUCCUCGUCGGACGAAAAGCUAGAAAGGGCGAAAGCGCUAGGGGCUGAUCACGGUAUCAACUACCGAACAACGCCCGCAUGGGCGGACGAGGUCAUGAAAGUGACACACGAUGAGGGCGCAGACAUCAUCUUCGAAAACGGAGGUGCCAAGACGAUCCGCCAGUCUUUCGAUGCCAUAGCCUAUGGCGGACUCAUCAACUGCAUCGGCUAUGUCUCUGGCAAGAUAGACGAUCCCGAGGACCGGACGAAUGUGAAUGUCCUCUGCCUGAGGCGGACUGUGACUCUGAAGGGGAUCCUAAACGGCCCGAAGGACAGAUUUGAAGAGAUGGUCGACUUCUACACCAAGCACCAGAUAAAACCUGUCGUUGAUAAGGUCUUUUCUUUCGAGCAGAGCAAGGAGGCAAUGAAAUAUUUGUAUAGUGGAUCGCAUUUUGGAAAGGUUGUUAUCAAAGUUAAGUAG